AUGGACACCCUUUAUAUCCGCUCCCGCUUUGCUGUGUCUGGUUCUGAGAGCCUGGAAAUCAUCCCCAAGGUGAGAAUCCAGAUAUUUGCCCGUAUCCAGGAUCAGAAGCCAGUCUUAGGGAAACCUGUGGGCCAGACCACAGGGCUUUGCCAGCAAACUGUGAUUGAGUGGAAAGCAAAAAGAGUGAAUCCUUGCCUUACACAGUCCUGGAGAAAUGAAGAUUUGCUCCCAAAGUUGACACAGUUGUUACUUCUACAAAAAUCUCACGGCAGAGGCCAGGAGCUCAGAGCCAGGAAAAGCUGGUAUCAGGAUGUAACAGAGGAGAAAGGAAAACUAAUUGGAGUUCAAGACUUGUUAGGCAAAGACCAGGCAGUCAGGAAGACUCAAGUAGUCAUAGUGGAGGGGGCUGCUGGAAUGGGGAAGUCAACGCUGGCCAGGCAGGCGAGGAGAGCCUGAGAGAAAGGCCAGCUCUACAGGGAUGGCUUCCAGCACAUCUUCUGCUUCAGCUGCAGAGAACUGGCCCAGUGCAAGCUGCUGAGUCUGGAUGAGCUCAUUGCAAAAGAUCCCUGCCCUGUGGUUCCCAUGGGGCAGCUCCUGUCUCAGUCCAAGCAGCUGCUCUUCAUCCUGGAUGGUAUGGACGAGCCAGCAUGGCUCUUAAAGGAGCAGAAUCCUGAGCUCUGUCUGCACUGGAGUCAGCCACAGUCAGAGCACACACUGCUGGGCAGUUUGCUGGGAAAAUCCGUCCUUCCUGAGGCUUCGUUGCUGCUCACAGCUCGGACCACAGCUCUCCAGAAACUCAUUCCUUCUUUGGGGCAGCCCUGUUGGGUAGAAGUCUUGGGAUUCUCUGAGUCUGGUCAGAAAGAAUAUUUCUACAAUUAUUUCACAGAGGAAAGUCAAGCAGUUAGAGCCUUACAUUUGGUUGAAUCAAAUACACUGACCACUGUCCUGCUUCUCACAGAGGAAGGAUCCUCACAGGCGGCACAGUUGGAGCCCUUCUGCCCUUUACCUUCCUCUCCAGGAGACAUGCCCACAGAGCUUCUGUGGACUGAGACACUUUCUGGGGCUCCACAGGGCCUGUGGCUACUGAGGUGGUUAGCAAAGAGAAGAACCUAUAUCGAUAUUAAGAACUAUCAGGGGCAGGGGGACAUGUUUUUGUUCCAAGUGGCCCAUUUUAAAGCUCAUGGGCUAGAACAGCCAGCCAGGGUGGAACAGCAUUACAUAGUCCUGGAAAAUCCCAUCUUCUCUCCAAUGGGAAUUCUACUGAGAAUAAUCCCUGCUGCCCAGCACUUCUUUCCCAUCACCACCAUCACGUUGAUCUACCAUCACCUCCAUUUGCAGGACAUUACCUUUCACGUCUACCUGAUCCCCGAUGACUGCACCAUUCAGAAGGCCAUAGAUGAUGAAGAAAUGAAGUUCAAUUUUAUGCAAAUACACAAGCCACCCCUGCUGGAUGCCCUUUACAUUGGCUCCUGCUAUACUGUGUCUGGUUCUGAGAAUCUGGAAAUCAUCCCCAAGGAACUGGAGCUGUGCUACCGGAGUCCCAGACAAUCCCAGCUCUUCUCUGAGAUCCACGUUGGCCACACAGGUUCCAGGAUUAAGUUACAAUUGAGAGAUAAGAAAAAUAUGUUUCUUAUAUGGGAGGCCUUGUUGAAACCAGGUGAAGUGACAUCAAGUCCAGAGACAAGAACAGGAAAAUCAAUGAGGGAGAUACCAGAUCUGCACCAGCGCUGAUCCUUCCAGCCCCCAAAGAUGUCCCUGCUUCGAUACACUUUGUGGACCAGCAUUUGGAGAAGGUGGCCUGAGUGACAUCAGUGGACCCUGUCUUGGACAAGCUGUAUGGUCAGGUCCCGAGUGAAGAGGACUAGGAGACAGUAUGGGUUGAGACCACCAACCAAGACAAGAUGCAGAAGCUGUUCAGCAUCAGCCGGUCUUGGAACUGGGAUGGCAAAGACCAACUUUACCAAGCCCUGAAGGAAACUCAUCCUCACCUGAUCAUGGACCUCUUGGAGAAGUUGGGCAGGGUUUCUGGGGAAUCCUAACACUUAAGUCAAUGGCUUAUGAGUAGGAGAAGAAAGGGGCUUCUUAAAUAUUUUAUGCCCUCAAUCCUUUUUCAUCUCCCAAAUUUUAUAUAACUCUGGCUACAUAAAUAUAUGAAAUAGGAUAUAAAUCAAACUUUUCCUAAAAAUAAACCUUCAAGAAAUUUUUUUAAAACAAUUCUUUGGUAGAUAUAUAAUUUCAUCAUUUAUUAAAGAUGAAAGCAUAGUUACAGGACCUUCACAUAAAGAAUUCAAUGUUGGCUGAAUAUUUGAUACUACAAGAUGCAGAGGAUUCCCAGGAUCUCUCAGAGUUGAUUGAUAUUUUGAAUUUCUUGUCAGUGCUGAAAGUGCUGUAGUGUGCACUGCAAAAUGGCAGAAUUAUGUUUAAGGACAUUUCAGAAAUUAUUGGAAAUUCUGUCCUAGUGCCAAAUCAAAAUUCAUUUAGCAAUUUUUUUUAUCAAACUCAAGUCAGCAGCUCAAAAACCAACUUUUAAUAUCAAAUGUUCUCACACAAUACAAUACGAAGAUUAUAUUAACUUGAUACACACUAAGAAAUAAAAAUAGGAAAAUAUUUUAAGUCUUUGUAUUUCAUAAUUAUGCUAUUGUUUCUAUAGCAUCGGAAAACUUGGUAUCUACAGUGAAAACACUAAUUCACAGCACACAAGAAUCGAGAAUGUGAGCCAGCGUGAUCCAGGCAGCACUCGGAGCUGAGGGACCUGUUGCCACAUGCAGUGCACAGUACUCAUGCGGUGUGUUCAGAGGCAAGGCUGCAGUGUCACGUGAUGCAGCAUGGGGUAUGCACUACCAGAAACAUCUCGGAUUCAUUACUCAUUAUGAAUAAAUUUUUGGUCAUUGAACAUUCAGAAACAUUUACUGUUGCCAAAAUUUUGCAGCCGCCACAUUCAGUUCAAUGACCCCAUAGGUUGUCGUGAUCCACAGCUUAAGAACCUGUCAUAGAAUGACAAAAUAGGAUUCCUGCCCACUGCUGACCCACGUGCCACAGAAAUUUGUCUCAGCAAAACUCACAGUGGGACUGGAGGCUUGCGAGGGCUGUGGGCUUGUCCUGCGGGUAGGGCUGCCAGUGUCUCCACCAGGGCCACCUGGCUAGCCUUCCGCACCAGGCUUCUGCUUCCCUCCCCUGAAGCUCCGUGGCUAGAGCUCUGUUAGUUUCACUGCUUUUCAGGGCUUUGUCCUGUCUUUUUCUCAGCGCUUUUUCAGUGUCCAAUCACUGCCUGUGUGAUUUCUGAAGCUCUUCCUCCCUUUCUCUCUUUAGAAUAUUUUUUCUUAUGCUGACUCUUAUCCUUCACUGGGUCACCUGGAGAGAGCUUCUCUUUGAACUUCACCCAUAAGUCCUCUGGGGUUGUUUUGUUGUUUUAUUUCGUUUUGACAAGAAACAGUGUCAAGUAUUGGGAAAAAUUUUCUAAUGUAUUCACUUCAUGGAUAAUUUAGAAAUAACUAAAUAUACUGGGUAAUUAUAAAUGAGGUUAAUGUUUAUAAAUGUAUAUGAUAGAGACAACACAUUGGGUUAUUUGUAAGUAAGUUAAA
This is a messenger RNA of Nannospalax galili (Upper Galilee mountains blind mole rat), 3581 nucleotides long. RefSeq names its product NACHT, LRR and PYD domains-containing protein 1b allele 1-like. Gene Ontology annotation, cellular component: canonical inflammasome complex. Lineage: Eukaryota; Metazoa; Chordata; Mammalia; Rodentia; Spalacidae. The record is from RefSeq and is a predicted model, not a curated record.